AUGGAUAGAAGAUGUUUUGCCAUUUUAUGUACUUUACUAAGGACAACUGGUGGAUUAGUGGGAACUGAAGUUGUAGAUGUUGAGGAGAUGGUUGCCAUGUUCCUACAUAUCUUAGCCCAUGAUGUUAAGAAUAGAGUAGUUCGUAGACAGUUCGUUAAGUUGAGUGAUACAGUUUCUAGGCAUUUCAACUCCGUUCUCAAUGUCGUUUUGCGACUACAUGAAGAUUGUCUAGGUGCAUUAGAUGGUACGUACAUAAAGGUCAAUGUGAAUGCCACUGAUCGACCAAGGUACAGGAUGAGGAAGGGUGAAAUCACCACGAAUGUUCUUGGUGUUUAUGACACGAAUGGCGAUUUCGUGUUUGUCUUACCUGGGUGGGAAGAUUCUACAGCUGAUUCUCGUGUUCUUACAGAUGCAAUAUCACGACCUAAUGGAUUGGAGGUUCUGAAGGGGUAUUAUUAUCUAUGUGAUGUUGGGUACCAAAAUGUGGAGGGCUUCUUAGCACCAUAUAGAGGAAAACAAUAUCAUCUUUCAGAAUGUCAUGGAGGAGGGAAUGCAUCAACAACUACAAGAGAAUUUUUUAACAUGAAACACUUUUCUGCGAGGAAUGUCAUCGAGACGGCAUUCGGGCUGUUGAAAGAGAGAUGGGCAAUACUCCGCGGAAAAUCAUACUACCCCAUGCAAGUCCAAACUCGGAUGAUCACGGUGUGUUUCCUUCUUCAUAAUAUUAUUAAUCAGGAGAUGAAUAUUGUCAAAAUGCCCGAGGACCUAGACAAGGUGGACUCACAUUCUGCUACCAUUGGUUUGGACGAGAUCAAUUAUAUUGAGAGUUCAAACGAAUGGACACAAUGGAGAGAUGAAUUGGUACAUAAUAUGUUUUUUGACUCGGAGUUACGUAACAAUCAGUAG
Molecule: messenger RNA, 906 nt
Organism: Benincasa hispida (wax gourd)
Lineage: Eukaryota; Viridiplantae; Streptophyta; Magnoliopsida; Cucurbitales; Cucurbitaceae
Source: RefSeq, a predicted model, not a curated record